Messenger RNA from Colletotrichum karsti, 3564 nucleotides. Its product is annotated as DNA repair protein rad51. Bases 1 to 3564 code for a protein of 1187 amino acids. Gene Ontology annotation, cellular component: nuclear pore. The transcript is spliced from 3 exons. The record is from RefSeq and is a predicted model, not a curated record. Gene Ontology annotation, molecular function: protein binding; structural constituent of nuclear pore. Lineage: Eukaryota; Fungi; Ascomycota; Sordariomycetes; Glomerellales; Glomerellaceae.
AUGGAUUCCGCAGACACCCAGUACCUCUACCGAGAGACUCGUCUCAAUCUCGAACCGGCCUCCGCCUCAUCAGUCGUCAAUAUCCGUGUUCCCUCGCUGACGUCGAGCUGGGGUGCCGCCGCCCGCAGACUUACCAAUGGCAGCAGCGACAAGAACGUGAGCGAGGACGAAGUUGCAUUUCGACUCAAGAACCUGGCGCCCUCGUCGUCGGUCUACCACAGAAAAUGGCACGAUGCACCGCGUAGCUUCCUCUGGAGGCUGCUGGAAGACGGCUUGGUUUUGAGUCUGCGCGUCGUCGACACCUGCCGUCAGGAGAAGGCUUCCGAUGCGCCUCUGAUCCUCAACUUCAGGUUCUCUGUCCCGAUUCAGCCGUCAUGCGUCGCUUUCGCCGACCCCCGCGAACACGAUGCACUCUCCAUGUUCGUCCUCGACGAGUCACACAGUCUCUACACCUUCAACAUCCGCCCCGAUUUCUUCAGGAAGCGCUCCGCGAUCGAGACCGGGCCCGGAGAUGCUGUUAAGGCUUAUCAGCCGAAGGCGUUCGGUCUCAAGCACCCACACCGCAUGGUCGCAGCCAGCACCGACCAAGUCGUUGUCUCUCUCCACGAUGGUGGUCUUGUGAGGUUAGACAGGAAUAAGGGCCAUGACUCCUCAAGCAACCCGUGGAAAGAGACAAUUUACAACUCCCAAGGCUGGGCGCAAGGCAUCCGCAGCUUCCUUCCCUUCAAGCAGAACCACUCCAUUCGAUACCGCAACAUCUCAAUGGACGCUAGCGCCGCUACAUCGAUACAAGUGACGGAUCUAGGUCUGGAUGAUGCCGCGUUCCUCUUCACCGUCUGCCUCGACCACCGCAUGCGCAUUUGGAACUUGCGCACCGGUCAAAUCCUCUUCACAGGAGAUAUCCUGAACUCCGACCGCAACCCCCAAGAGAUGGGCAAGUGGCAGAUCGAGCCAUCCCAGUCAAACUUGCUGCAGCUUGUCGGUGAUGGUGCCGGCAAGAGGAUGUGCGCUACCUAUUCGCCCAUCGGAGCUGGAGAGUUCAAGUUCUGGAACAUCAAGGCUCACGACAGCGAAACCAUUUACGUUGAGGACGCUUUUCCCGACACACACCUCGUCCCGGCCUCGCCAUCAUUAUCAGACGUCUGGACUCUGGCAGACUUCGUUUUGUCCAGUCCUUCAGAUGGAGGCGUGCAACUGUGGACUUUGUGGAAGAACAACAUGACCUACCGAGUCCAGGAGCUCGAACUCGACAUGGAUAGCAUCGGUGAAUCAUGGGAGAACGAGUGGAACUCUGUUUACAUCGAUACCACUUACCCUACGGCGCAGAUAUCUGGCCCGUCUGACCCAACAGACACCACGGAAAAGUGGCUGGAGUUGAUCUUGGCGCCGGGCCGUUUCACCAAGGCAACUCUGGAAACAGCUCUUUCAAUCUACGAAAAGGGUCUUGGGGCUCAGAAGGAGAGCGGUUCUAAAAGUCAAAAGGGCUUGGCAGAAUCCAUUUGCUCCGUUCUCGCCUCGACGGCAUCUCUCGACCGCAAUUCGGCUGGCGGCAUGGACUACGAGCAGUUCCGUGCGAGCAGCGAGAUCCAGUGGCGGAGAUUCUACCGUCUGCUGAUUGAGCUGGACAGGCAGCGCGGUGAGGCGGUUGCUUUGAUCUUGGACUCGGAUGCGGAGAUGACUUGGGUGAUUUGCGCAGAUGCCGUCUCUGCCAUCCGGGAAUGCAGCCAACUCGAACGCCUCUACUAUAAUCUUUCGCGUCCAGAUGAGGGCUCCGAGAAGACAGCGACACUUCUCUCUACGGGUCUCAAUUUCGUUGAUGCCAUUUCGGACAGCAUCCUACAAGUUUGCAAAGCCUCUCUGCGCCCCGAGAUCUUCGAAGAAACACCUAGGACAGACUACGAGCGGAUCCAGUACAUGUUCGACACCACCGCUAUGUGGCGCAGUGUCAGCGAUGAAGAUUGCGCCCAGGUCAUUGAGAGCCUUGGACAGAAUUACAGCGGCAUUACGAUGGAUUUGUACGACAGCCUUGCUUCUCUGGUUGCAGCUAGCGCAGACUCGGGAAGUCGUAAAGCCCGGCAGCCACUUACGGACUUUGGAAGAAAACUAAUCGUCAAGGCCGUGCAAGAGACCAUCGAGCUCCAAUGGAACGUCAUCUUCAGCCAGCUGUUGCUUCUAGUUCACAUGGAAUUCGAUUGGGAGCAGGAAGAAGACAUGCUUUCCAAAAGACUAGACAUCGGCAGUGUGUUCCGACAGUUCCUUGAAUCUCUUCGCAGGCUGGAGUUGCUCAGAUGGCUCUCCAAGACGGAGAUCACAGUCCCCAUCAGAAACAAGCACGAGCGAAGCGGCUCUGUCUCCGGUUCCUUCUCCAGUUCUUUCUCUGACUCACCCAGCUCAUCCAAGCGCAGUGCAGAGGAGACACAAACAAUCACGGCCUUGGAAGGUAACGUUGGACACCUCCUGGGCUUCGUCGAUGGCAAGAAUGAGCCGCUGGCAGCAAGUUUUACAGAUAUUGUCACAGAUAUCUGCGCCUCGAACAGCGACAUUGAGGUGUCACCUACGCUUGUCCAGUGCUCCCUCAUUAGGAGAGAGCGAGCCGAUCUGGCUCUUGAGCUCACGCCAUUCUGCAGCCAAACACCUUUUGCCAUAUACGUGCAGGGCCGUGUCUCCCUUGCCCUCAAGGAUUUUGCCACAGCCGCUAUUCACUUCCGCAAAGCGGCUAUUGGCAUGAGUGUUAGGGACGUUGACGUCGACCGUCACAGCAGCGGACUCCUGGAUGACACGGAAUGGAACCUACUUAACAAGGGCCCGGCUCGUUACUACUGCCAUAUUGUGGCGCUCUUUGAGAAGACCAAGGGGUAUUCUUACGUGACUGAGUUUGCUGGACUGGCCAUUCAGUACUCGCACUCAAGUUCUGAGGCUGCUUUGGUAAAGAGCGAGAUGCUCAGCCGCCAAUUCAAUGCGGCAACCGUUCUAUCGCGCUUCGAUGUAGCUCACGCAAGUCUGUUGGCCAUGAAGGACAAGGCGAUGCAACACUCGUCUUUGCGCAAACUGGUGGACAAGAUGUGCGAAACCUACCACAACAGCGAACUCCUGUCGCUUCCCUUUCCGGGCCUGCAGGACUCCAUCGACGAGAUCCUGGCACAGAGAUGUAAAUCGACGAUGGAUGUCCUCAGCGGCACCCCUUACCACCAGAUCCUCUACUCUUGGAGAAUCAAGCACAACGACUACCGCGGCGCCGCGACGGUCCUGCUCGAUCGCAUCCAGAAGCUGCAGUUCGCCGGCGAAGGUGACAAGCUCAUCGGCGAGGAUAUUCUGGACACCGCGGUGACGAAGCAGUACCUGCUGCUCAUUAACGCCCUGAGCUGCGUCGACCCCAAGCAGGCCUGGAUCUUCUCCGAAGAGCUGCCUCCUCCCAACUCGAGAGAGACGAGCUUCCACGGGAAGCGCAAGGUCGUGACGUUGCCAGACUUGCGCAAGCAGUACCAGGACGAGCUCGACAGGAUUGCCGCCAUCCAGAACAACCAGUUUGGAUUCGAGGCGGACGACGCAAUGGACAUUUUGUAA